CAGAUAAAACAUACAGAAAGAAUGAUAGGAACAAAUUUUACUGAUGUGGUGGGAUUUAUUCUCCUUGGAUUUUCAGAUGACCCCAACCUACAAUGGCUUCUGUUUGGGAUUUUCUUGAUCAUCUAUGUGAACAUUCUUAUAGGAAAUGGCCUCAUCAUUGUCAUAACCAAGACUGAUUCAAUUCUCCAAACACCAAUGUAUUUUUUCCUGGGGAACUUUUCAUUUUUGGAAAUUUGUUACACCUCGGUCACCCUCCCCAAAAUGUUGAUGGAUCUUUGUACCAAAAACAGAAAUAUUUCCUUCCUGGGAUGUGCUGUGCAACUUUGUUUCUUUCUUAUUUUUGGAGUCACUGAGUGUUUUCUCUUGACUGUCAUGGCCUAUGACCGUUAUGUGGCUAUUUGCAAGCCUCUCUACUAUCCUCUUAUCAUGAACCACAAAGUUUCUGUCUGCUUGGUGCUUGCCUCUUGGAUUGGUGCAAUUCCUGGUCAGAUAGGACAGACAUAUCAGAUUUUCUCUCUUCCCUUCUGUGGUUCUAACAAACUGAAUCAUGCUUUCUGUGACAUUACUCCAGUACUGGAGGUGGCCUGUGGGGAUAUCUCUGUGAAUGAGUCUGCCAUCUAUGCUGGUACUGUGCUCUUUGCCAUGGUUCCCUUUCUGUUGAUACUUACAUCCUACAGCAGAAUCAUCAGCAGCAUCCUGAAAUUGCAAUCAGCCAAGGGGAGGCACAAAGCCUUCUCCACCUGUUCCUCCCAUCUCAUAACAGUUUCAUUAUUCUUUGGGUCUGGUAUUAUUAUGUAUUUGCGACCCAAGUCCAGCCAUUUAACAGGAACAGAUAAAGUGUUUUCUCUUUUCUACAAUAUGGUGACUCCAAUGUUCAACCCCCUGAUAUAUGCUCUGAGGAACAAGGAUGUCAUCAUAGCAAUGAAAAAAUUUCUACCUGCCUAG
Molecule: messenger RNA, 945 nt
Organism: Phascolarctos cinereus (koala)
Lineage: Eukaryota; Metazoa; Chordata; Mammalia; Diprotodontia; Phascolarctidae
Product: olfactory receptor 10AG1-like
Biological process (GO): G protein-coupled receptor signaling pathway
Cellular component (GO): membrane
Molecular function (GO): olfactory receptor activity; G protein-coupled receptor activity
Source: RefSeq, a predicted model, not a curated record